Fusarium odoratissimum NRRL 54006 is the source of this 1688-nucleotide messenger RNA. RefSeq lists its product as uncharacterized. NCBI's taxonomy places the organism in Eukaryota, Fungi, Ascomycota, Sordariomycetes, Hypocreales, Nectriaceae. The coding region runs from base 657 to 1205 and encodes 182 amino acids. The record is from RefSeq and is a predicted model, not a curated record. The transcript has a single exon.
GAUGUCUGUAGAUCAUCGAGGGGAGCGAAAUGCUGUUGAAGAAAGAAGCCCAAUUUUCUAUUCCAAGGCUUAUCAAGGUACAGUCAUAGAAAGGAUCAUCUGCUGCUUCAGAUUUAAGCCUAAAAUGUUGGUGGAAAGUUUGAUGUUUCUAUUGUUACUCUUGGGGUGUGGGUUCUAUCACAACUCAAAUGCCUCGGCCACCCUUCAAGAUUUUCCGUCCUUGUGGACGACUCUAGCUGGCAGAGCCUGGCAAUCUCUGUCAUUCAACUGGUCACCGUACCAUCCCCGCAGUUUGUGAAGCCCACUUGGUUGGCUCCAUCAUUGCUUGUCCAAGCCUAGUCAGGGGUCUAUCGCACACUUGGACUUGUUUGAGCUCAAGCUAAUGUCGGAUGCACAUGUUUAACGGGCCUUUGAAUUUGAACAAAAGGGAACCCUUUGCCUUCUCGCCCGGCUCUAGAAAGUCAACAAAUCAUCAACGAUAGACAGCGUCCGUCUUUCAGCUCUGAGCUUGGAGGAUAAGCAAAGCCUUUGAUUCUUAUUCCCGAUUCUCAGCGGACGUGGAUCAUUUCUUAUAACAGUGUCAACAUCGACACCUUCCAACACCCAGUCUUGCCACACCAAGCAUUCAGUACCGGAUUCAGUUUGUCUCGCCCACAAUGACGGAUCGAAGGCCCAUCCUCACUCUCCCACUCCCAGCUCGGGAUCCUUUUGAAUCUCAACGACCUGGUUCAUCACUUCAAAGCCCAUCAAUACGCAGCCCUCGGUUUCAUGAAGACUUCGAUGCACCUUUCUCGUUGGACAUCAUGAACGCCUCGAGAACAACUCUUGCAACCGACACCAUGAGUUAUCCUUCAACGGGCACAACUAGCCGUAACAGUUUUGGCUGUGAUGGUGACCGACCGCCACCCCUUCAAUAUCGCAAUGCUUCCUGGGAGUCAGAGACCAAGCGUCGGUCAAAGGUCAAUGAUCGCAUCCUGGAGUGGGCAAAGAGAUCAUGGGGAGCUGUUCGCACGCGGUCCAACUCCAAGGAUGACCCCAAGGACGACUAUUUUGAGGGUCACUCAGCCCAGAGCCCAACAAGCGAUAUGACGUCGCCUUCAUCAGAUAACAUCACACCCUCGGAGCCCGAUGGCGGCCGAACAGCCCACGACAAUCAAGUUUUUGCUGUCACUAGGUUGCCAAGUUCGAAGGCAGGGUCGAAGUGAUGCGUUGAGAUGGACUUCAAAUACCCUUAUCCUAAUUAUUAAUGAGGUGGGAAGGCUAGUAACGAAUAAUGUCGGCGUUAGGAGGCACUUUGUUUCUGCUCGGCUCCAUGAGAUGACCGAUUGCAAGACCAUGGGUCUUGAAUUUUAGGAUUAACGAGGAACCAGACCUUGAUAGGAGGCAUGCCCUCAGAAUACACCACCGCCAAUGAUGAAAAGGCGCUCUUCUUCCCUCUUGGCCCAUUGGAUAAUCUUGUUCGCUCCUUGUGUAAUGGUCGCUCUCGACACAUUAGGCCCAGCAACACAGUAAAACUCAAACACGGGUGUGGUCCAUGCCAAUGAGGUGGCAUCAUCUCCGAUAGCGUGCAAAACUUUGAGAUGCGAGUGUUUGGCGUGAAUGGAUGCAUGGAGCUCAUGGUACACCGUCAUCAAUCUCCUGCGCUCAACAAGACCAGUGAAGUGCGGCUCCAAUGACGCCAUGCAGAA